Chilo suppressalis (striped riceborer) is the source of this 2901-nucleotide messenger RNA. Lineage: Eukaryota; Metazoa; Arthropoda; Insecta; Lepidoptera; Crambidae. The record is from the annotation of a GenBank genome assembly.
GAAUUUCGUAAAAAUAAUAAUUAUUUUAUUUUAUUAAUUCAAAGCUUUUAAUUGAGUUUUUCCAAUGGAAAAUUGCUAAAUUACGAAUAAUCUAUGAAGUCAACAUGGGUGAUAUAAACUUUUUGUCUGGUGAAGAACUACUAGAUAAAGGAAUAACGAAACUAGAGAUAACAUUGCCGGCCUUAGGUUUGAAGGAUGUAUCUCCAAAUGGCUCUUGGUUGGAGCAAAAACAAAUACAAUCUGCAUUGGAAGCUAGGAAACAUCACAUUGAAGCUCAAAGGAUUGAGAAAAGAGGAGUUCUUAGUCAUGCAGUGUGGCGUGAGGAUUUAAAAUUGGCAGAAGUGACUCAUCAAGUUGGUAGCCAUUGGAAAUAUUUAGGACAUAGUAAGGAUAAAAAAAUGCAUCUGAAACCUGAAGAAGCCUUGUAUUUAAUGGAAGUUAAUUGUCUUCUACUGACAUUUAAUGAUAUUGUAGUUUCUUUACAACAAGCCUACAGUUUAUUAUUUUGUGAUGCGAAAUCUAUUGGCAAAUAUAGAGUUUACAGUUAUUUGAGUCGAUUGGGCUACAAAGUAUUACAUCAUAACACUUCAGACUCUAAAAAAGAAUAUAAGGAGGAUGAAAAUAAAACAGAAGAAAAAUCUAAAAUAGAUGUAAAUAGUGAUAAAAAUACUGUACAGAAUGAAAUGGAUAAUAUUGAUGAUACAAAUAAAGAUAGAAAGAACAAUGAACUGAAAAAACCAUCAAGCGUAAUAAGUAAUGAAGAAAUAAAUAAAAAACCUGAGACUCAAGGAGAAGUAUUUUGUAACAAUGAACUUAAACAACAAUCUGAUUGUACCAAUGUAAAUAAUGAUGAAAUAAAUACAUAUAAAAUUAACUCUAAUCACUACACAAAUUCUAUCUCUGAAAUAAAGCAUAAAGAUAAAAGUCAAGAAUUAGUAACGAAAGUAAACCAGGGUGAUGUUCAAGCUGAAAACUUUGAUUCUGCAACUCAGGUGCAAGAUAAUCUUACAAAUAGAACAGAUAAUGAUAAUUACAAUAUUUAUAAUCAAAGAAAUGAUCCUCUCACAAAAUUUAUGGAAUGGAAAUUGAAUAAACUUAAAGAUAGGCAGUUAAAAACUAAAGCAUUUAAUAAUGUUCACAAACAUUUUGUUAUCAUUCCAGACUUAUCACAAAAUCGAGUAGUGACAGUUAAUGUCCCAAAGGAAGAACUUUUACCUAAAAAUAUAUUUUUAAAUCAUUUAACGUAUGUACUCAAUUUAGAUAGUAUAUCAUCAAAAAACGUAGUAUCGUCAAGUGUUGAGACGGGAACAUAUAGUAUAUCAGAUGAUGUAAAUGGUGAUCACAUAAGGCGCGUGACAAAUGCGUUAAAUAGAUCGCAAAACGUUGUAGUACCUCCAAUCUAUCAAAAUUUCCGACCGAACAUAAACUACCGACAAUUUCAAUAUUGGCGGCCACGGCCAAACCUUAAUUAUUUCCAAUUCAAUCUUUUUUUCCAAAGACCUUUCAUGACUAAUUUCAACACACCUAGAUUCCAAUUCUACCCCAGAACUCAUAUUCCUAUGUUUCCCAGAUAUUUUACUAGUCCCAUUCAUAAUACCAAUAGUAACGCAGAUGUGCAAAACAGAGAUCAGAGUACACGUAAAAGAAAAAGGGACAAUGCUAGAAUACAUCACCUAGAAUCCAUCAAAAACUUAGCUAUAAGAUUGCGUAGUCUAAUCUCAUCAGGUAAUACUCAAAAAGAAAACGUUGAUGCGCUUCAAAGACUAAUUCAUAAUUACAAUAUUAGAUACAGAACAAAAGUUCGCUUGACAGAUCAGUUUGAUAUAGUUAAUGAUGAAACUAUAAUAGAAACCAUAGAACUUGAUGACGAUGAUGAAGACACAAAAAGUAAAAGGCGUCGUGUUGAUGACAACGAUAGCUUACGUGAACUACAUUUGGACAAAAUACGCCAAAUUUCGUUUAGACUAAAACAAUUAGAAAUGGCCAAAAAAGCGUCACCAAGACACAGAAGAGCUCUGUCUGGUCUCAUCAAAACUUACAAUAAAUCAUACAAUGCUGAUAUUUAUCUUGAAAAUAAUGAAGUUUUAGAUCGUCAAAGUAUUACGCUGGAUUCUAGUUCUGAGCACGAUUGUGUUAUUGAGGAAAGUCCACAAAUUAAAAUUGGCAAAAAAUUAAGGAACCCUUUCAAUAUUCUAAAAAGGCUUUCCGAAAAACAAGUCUCAAAUAUAUUUCCUACAACGAGUAAGGAUUCAAAUGAACAUAGAGUGCAAACAUCGAAAAAUACAGUUUUAGAUGUUGCACUUCACAAAAGUUGGAUUCCUGAUCAAGAAGAUUUUGGUAGACCUGAAGUACUGUCUCGUGAUAAUAUGAAUAUUCGUAUCAUAGAAUCAAAGAAGGAAGAAUAUCUUUACGAGUUUUUAAAUGACAAUCGUACCAAGUUCAAUAAUUGGAUAGAAACUAAAAUUGCAUUUCUAGAAAGUAUUGAAGAAUCCAAUGUGAUUUUUCAGACUGAAGUGAUGAAAGAAGACAAUGUAGAUAUAAAAUCUAUUAUUCAAGCGGAAGAUUGUACUGAUAUGCCUUCAGUUCUUAGAAAGUUAAAUAUUAUUAAGAAAAAUGAUACCACUUGCAGUGAAUCCAAUUUGACUAUAGAUUUUGAUGUAUAUAAUAGAAAUAUUCAAGAUUUUCGUAAAACAGAGAAGCCUACACCACAUUUCAGAAUUGUUUGUUUAAAUGACACCUCGCCUUUACCUUCGGGCAUCGACAUAGCAACACUUCAUUCGAAAUUCAAAGAUGGCGUCAUGAUAGUAUUCGCAGUCGUUGGUCCAUCGUCCAUAUCAUUUUUACAAAUGAAUCCAAUUGAUUCGCUUGUCUACACUGCAUCCAACAAUUAACCAUCCUUGC